GCGCGCUUUCACAGGAAGUGUGGUAGGGACCGCUUCCGGGUCAGGCUGCCUUCUCGGGAUCUUUGAAAUGCGGCGCCCUGCGCGGUAAUGAGCGAUGCGCUGGGUGCUACCGCUGGCCCGUAGAGUUUGCCUGGGUGCUGGGCGUCUCAGCCACGGCUGCUGCAGGCUAGGGAUGUUCUAUGCGGUGCGGAGGGGCCGUAAGACCGGGGUCUUCUCGACUUGGAAUGAGUGCAAAGCACAGGUGGACCGGUUUCCUGCCGCCAGAUUUAAGAAGUUUGCCAGCGAAGAUGAGGCCUGGGCUUUUGUCAGGAGGGCUUCGAGCCCAGAUGGCUCAGAAGAGCAGAAUGAUGCAGGGGAAUCACAGGUGAAGGCCAGCAAGCGGCCCCGGGAGCCUCUGGAUGACAGUGAAGAUGCAAGCACAGAGCCGAGCAUCAAGCUUGCGAGACAGAGCACAGAGCCAGCCCCUCUCAUUAGCAAAGACAUGUUUUCUUACAUGGGAGACUCUGUCGUUGUCUACACCGAUGGCUGCUGCUCCAGUAAUGGGCGGAGGAGGGCCCGAGCAGGAAUCGGCGUUUACUGGGGGCCAGGCCACCCUCUAAAUGUAGGCAUUAGACUUCCUGGGCGACAGACCAACCAGAGAGCAGAAAUCCAUGCAGCAUGCAAAGCCAUAGAACAAGCCAAGGUGCAGAACAUCAGCAAGCUGGUGCUGUACACUGACAGCAUGUUCACCAUCAACGGGAUCACCAGCUGGGUUCCGGGCUGGAAGAAGAAUGGGUGGAAGACGAGCACGGGAAAGGAGGUGAUCAACAAGGAGGACUUCGUGCGGCUGGAAAGGCUCGUGCAGGGCAUGGACAUCCAGUGGAUGCACAUUCCCGGGCACUCAGGAUUCCUGGGCAAUGAGGAGGCAGACAGGCUGGCCAGAGAAGGCGCCAGGCAGUCUGAGGAGCAAGGAGAGUUGCUGAGCACCCAGGACGCAUGAGCCAGGCUGUGGUGACCUUUAUUCCUGGUGUGCACCAUAGGCCCCCUGGCUGCUGCAAGUAGACAGAUGCAGCCUCCCACCAAGACCAAG
Molecule: messenger RNA, 1069 nt
Organism: Octodon degus (degu)
Lineage: Eukaryota; Metazoa; Chordata; Mammalia; Rodentia; Octodontidae
Gene: Rnaseh1
Product: ribonuclease H1
Exons: 8
Coding region: 95-979 (294 amino acids)
Biological process (GO): DNA replication, removal of RNA primer
Molecular function (GO): magnesium ion binding; nucleic acid binding; RNA-DNA hybrid ribonuclease activity
Source: RefSeq, a predicted model, not a curated record